This is a messenger RNA of Pseudovirgaria hyperparasitica, 654 nucleotides long. RefSeq names its product DUF1168-domain-containing protein. Gene Ontology annotation, biological process: negative regulation of protein kinase activity. Gene Ontology annotation, cellular component: nucleolus. The record is from RefSeq and is a predicted model, not a curated record. Gene Ontology annotation, molecular function: protein kinase binding; protein kinase inhibitor activity; double-stranded RNA binding. NCBI's taxonomy places the organism in Eukaryota, Fungi, Ascomycota, Dothideomycetes, Acrospermales, Acrospermaceae. Bases 1 to 654 code for a protein of 217 amino acids. The transcript has a single exon.
AUGUCUGAACCCAUUCGAGAGUCCAUUCCCACCUCUGCAGACCCCCGAAGCAAGCGCCCGACUAAAAGACGCGCCUUAAGUCCUGCCAGUAAACAAGCAUCUCAGGUCGAAGCACUAUUCGCCAAACCAGACCGCGAUAUACGCAUACCAGAUGGAACCGUGAGCAACAAACAUAGCCUUCCACCUCCUCCGGAGAUUGUCGCAAACGUACAAGGUUCGUCUGCGGGCGCCGGGUCGGGAGAGUUCCACGUCUACAAAGCAAGCAGGCGGCGCGAAUAUGAGCGGAUUAGGACUAUGGAAGAGGAGGUAAGAAAGACCCAAGAGGACUUGGACUUCCAACGAACACGAGAGGAGAGGGCGAAGCAGGACGCUGCCAAGACCGACAAGAACAGAAAGAGGAGAGAGAAAGAAAAGGCGAGGAAGCAGCAGCAGAAGAAUAAGAAGGGCAAUGGUGAAUCUCGAAAUGGAAGUGCUAUUCCUCAAGAGGAUGGCGAGACGAGCAAGCAUAGCGGCAUUCAACUGAAGUCGGACACGAAGCUUGCGACACCUGGAAUGAUACCGUCAAAAAACCAUAGCGACGCGACCGAUGAUACUCCUGGCGAUUUAGCGGAAGGUGCACAGCCAGUUGGCAUCAUCAUCCACGAUGAAGAUUGA